AAACUGGUUGUUAAGGCGAAUUGAUGUAUAUGCUGACAAUCUUUGUAAAAUGGGGUAUAUAUCAACAUUAUCUGUCAAUGAAAAUGUAACUCAAUCCACCACCUACGUUAUCCCAAAACUACACCACAAUAUAUAAACUGUACAAAACAUGAAUGCUUUUAAUCCUAAUAGUGCCCCUCCUUUUUCGAAAAUCUCUAUAUAUUUUACUUUUAUAUCUUCUACGAAGAUUUCGCUGUUACAAUGAUAAGCGUUUGCAACGUGAACAUGUAGUGUGCACGAGAACAGCGAAAAGCACAAAUUACCGCGCGCGCAGGCCUCGGCAGCGCCUAGCACGUCCUAUGGGCGCUGCAUAGGCGGCCGGCCUGGCCCGGCUGCCCCGGCGCGGCGCGGCCGGUGCAGGUGAUGAGGUCGAGGAGCUGCGUCGCGCCUAAAACCAGUGCAGCCGACCGAACACGACGCCUUCCGCCAGUGAGUGGAAAGUUUCUUGAAAGUUUCCUGAAAGUUUCCUGAAACUGUAAAUAGUACGACAGAUGGUGGACUGUACUCACUAAGAAGAAGAAGAACUUUAAGUUUUGGAUAUAUUUCUAGCAACUUAACGGUCGUGGUGUAGUUGCUACAAGGGAUAUUACAAGAGGUGAAUUUAUAGCUGAAUAUGAAGGGCAUCUGAUUACAGAAGAAGAACUUGAAAGAAGGGAAGAACAAAUAGAAAGUGUCUUCAGAUAUGAAUUCACCUGGAAAGGAAAGAAACUAUGCCGGAUCAUCUGUUGGUGUACCAACCCUUGGACCUCUUUCUCCUCCUAGAGUCCCACAGACUCCCACUAAGGAACGCCUUGAUCCUCAAAAUUCAUCACGAUGUAAUGAUGGAGCUGGAUCAUCUGGUGGUGUAUCAGCCCCUGGACCUCUUUGUCCUCCUAGGAAAAAUCCUACCCUGGUACCCCUCAAUCGUCAGGAAGAUUCAUCAAGAGAACGGAGGUACACGAGAUGGGAGUCUGGGGAAACGGCUCAACUAAAAGAGUUCUUCAAAGAAUACUUCACAUCAACUCAAACAAAACUUCCAUCAAGAGCAGAAAUUAGAAAAUUCAAAAUGAGAUUUCCAGCCUUCAGACAUGAUGUAAGGACCAUAGCAACCAAGGUCAUGAACGAGGUGCGGAAGACUGAACGACUGACAGAGGAAAGAGUCAAACGACUUGGGAUAAGAUAAUGAGGUGAUGGGCUAACAGGUUAAUCGGGACAUUUAUGGUAACUGUAACACGCAUCUUUUAGGAUAGAUUCAGGAUUGUGCUUAGAAUAAAUAAACUUACAGUCUUCAUAAAUCCCUUUUGAGUGUUUUCAACAAUCCAAUUAGUGAAGUCUUUCUAUAUGAGCUCACCUGAGCCGAAGGCUUAUAACUGCACAGAUGCUCGUCCCUGCAAAAACUGUCGCCUCAUGGGCAACAGAGCAUGCGGAUAGUGAUUAAUCAUCUAAAUAUUAGCUGUGGGGUCAUGCUUGUUAUCAAUUAUUUUAUGGUACUUUGAUGAAUUGUGUUAGGGUCCCUUACAAUCAAGUGGGUGGAGCAUUGGAGGAGUACCCUCUCAUGAUCGAGCUAUGAGGAUUUUAAAUAAAAUAAUGCAUGCAAACAUAUUUUUGAAAUGUGAUUCAGGCAAUUGCAGGGGCAGAGGUAGUUGAUGUCAGAUUUGCUGGCAGGAUUAAGAGUACAUAGGGCCCACAGGGCAACAGUUUGUUCAGGGGUGACCAUUUGGUAGGCAAGUCAGAGGAUCUCUCAAUCAAAUUUAUUGAUAAAAUACUACUAGAGGCAUAGGAUUGAAAGUUGCUCAAUUGAAGCAUGUGGUAAUUACUAAUUUGCAAUUACAUAUGACAAUUGCAUGACAUCAGGUGAGCACCAGGCCCCCUGGGGCUCUUAUCAUUUAUCCCUAACUGCCCUCCUCCAUAGUUUUGGCGAUUGCAUCGCGACCGCUACCAAUUUCAGAUUCUCGCUUUAUGACCUUUUCCCUUGCAGUCUUGUCUUGCACACAUUUUGCAGGGACUGAUUUUUAAAAUUUCAGGGGAGCUAUAAAUAGCUCUCCUGGAGGCUCUCAAGGAGAAUUUUUAGGGGAGCUAAAUUUGUCUUCACGUAGAAAGAUUAGGGUUACAAGGGGCUCUGUAAAUCACUCCCCAAAAAGCAUUUAAGGGGAGCGUGGGAGAGCAAUCGCUCUCACUCCCCUUAAAUCUUACUCCCUGAUUUUGAUACCACAUUUGUCCUUAUCAGACCAUGGACCUACUAGUAGGUCUAUGAUCAGACCUACCUAAGGGGUAUUAUGGGCCAAUUAGCAGACAUGGCAACAAAAAAAACGUAUUCCGUACUUUUCUAUCCUCUUUCGCUUCUUUAGGGGGUACUAAGAUCUAUAGAUGUCUAUGAAUGCAUAGCACCAUCAUGCCAUACUGCAUUGCACCUGUCUUCAUAGAAAACAUUUAAUUGUCCAAUGAAUUGUCUAUGUCCCUCAUUUACCAGAACGAAUGCUUUUGGUGCAGGAAUGAAACACUUGUGAAAAUGUAUGUAUGUAUGUUUUCUAUUGAAAAUAAUUGAAUAAUAAAAGGUUUUCAGGUCGACAGGUGGAAUGAGAUUGAUAUUUUUAUGAUCUGAAUAAUUCUUGACAUCUAAUGAGUUUGGUACCCCUUAUCCAAAUGUAAAAGACAAGAAUGCGCUUUUAGGACGGCAGUACUGAAUUAGUAUGCGCAUGUCAUUAAAAAGGCUAUAGCUGCAUAUAUUUGUGUAC
Molecule: messenger RNA, 2753 nt
Organism: Lytechinus variegatus (green sea urchin)
Lineage: Eukaryota; Metazoa; Echinodermata; Echinoidea; Temnopleuroida; Toxopneustidae
Exons: 6
Coding region: 722-1201 (159 amino acids)
Source: RefSeq, a predicted model, not a curated record